Messenger RNA from Racocetra fulgida, 775 nucleotides. NCBI's taxonomy places the organism in Eukaryota, Fungi, Glomeromycota, Glomeromycetes, Diversisporales, Gigasporaceae. The record is from the annotation of a GenBank genome assembly.
AUGGGUCUUCCUAUGUACGUUUCUCCAUCUCUGUCAAAAAGACAACUUCCACCAAAGCAACCACAGCAACCACAGUCACCUCCGUAUACACCAUAUGAAGACACUGAUUUUGCUGGGGAACCUUAUCAGAAUUCAAGAACAAGUGCUUUUGGUAAUCGUCGCUAUUUUCUCCGAAAUGUUUCUUCGACCUCACUUCCAUAUAACGGUGAAUACUCUGUUUAUGGAGGCGGAGUUAAUGGUACCGGCUCAUAUCGCUCGUCAGAGCUAAGCCCGGCAGACCAACAACCAAUAAUAGAGAUACCAGAAUUGCUUCAACCAAGGAAUUCUGUCUCUCAACAACCACCACAUAACAACCAACCACGAACACAAAGAAUAAGAUCUUCAGUAUCAUAUAAUAACUUGGUUCAACAGCAUAUUCAAAGACUACAUCACCUUCAACAUUUACACCCUACUAGACGUGGGAUGCAGUCCGCUCAUUUAUUAAGUCUUAAUCGUGCUCAACAGUUUAUGCAAGCACAACAGCAACAGCAAGCAGCACUUGCUGCCGUUGCUCAAAAUCUUUUUCCUACUCAUGAAGAUCAACAAGAAUCUCAAGACGAAAUUAUUGAUCUAAAUUUUGAAGAGGUACCAGUUCAAACACCUCUUCAACCAAGUCAUAAUGGGGUUGCAUUGGAUAGUGUAUUUAGGCGGGUAAAUUUACUUCGUCAACUCGUUCAACAAGAUAAUCGUGUUAUGCGACCUACCUCUAGACAUCACAGAUCAUCAUCAAAUCAUG